Mercurialis annua (annual mercury) is the source of this 2148-nucleotide messenger RNA. RefSeq names its product nucleolin 1-like. Gene Ontology annotation, molecular function: RNA binding. Lineage: Eukaryota; Viridiplantae; Streptophyta; Magnoliopsida; Malpighiales; Euphorbiaceae. The transcript is spliced from 17 exons. The record is from RefSeq and is a predicted model, not a curated record. Bases 104 to 1915 code for a protein of 603 amino acids.
ACAAAACUCAAAACCCUAACACCUUUAAAAUAUCUCCGAAACUAGGGUUUUACAGAGCUCCCGCAGUUUAAACUAUCAUUUUAUCUCUUCGUAUCUAUAGAUUAUGGGUAAAUCAAGCAAGAAAUCAGCCGUCAAGGUUGACGCUGCUCCUGCUGUAACUCCAGCUUCAAAGAAAGGUAAGAGAGAACCUGAGGAGGAAUUGGAGAAGCUUGUGAGUGCAAAGAAACAGAAGGUAGAAAAGGGGACUGUUCAGAAGCCUAAGGUUGAAGUUAAGGCUCAGAAAAAGAAGAAAGAGGAGUCGAGCAGUUCUGAUGACAGUUCUUCCGAGGAAGAAGAGAAGGCUAAGGUUGUAAAGAAGGCUGCUCCAAAGGCAGCAGCAAAACCACCUGUCAAGGCAUCUAGUAGUGAUGAUUCAUCAUCUUCAGAUGAUGAAUCUGAUGAGGAGGUGCCUGCUCAAAAAACUGCUCCUGUAAAGAAUGGCUCUAUUGCUCCUAAAAAAGAGAAGGAAGAUAGCAGUUCAGAAGAAUCAUCUGAAGAAUCAUCUGAUGAUGAGAAGACUCCUGCAAAGACUGCUGUACCUGCAAAGAAACAGCAAACAGUUGCCAAAAAUGGUGCUGUUGCUGCACCUGCUAAGAAAGCCAAAGCUGAUAGUAGCAGUUCAGAGUCAGAGUCUUCAGAUGAUGACUCCGAUGAGGCUCCUGCUACUAAGAAGGUUCCUGUUCCAGCUAUCAAAAAGAAAGUUGAAUCAAGCGAUAGCGAUAGCGAGGAUGACUCUGACUCUGACGAGGAUGAGGCUCCUACUGCUACUAAGAAGGUUCCUGUUCCAGCUAUCAAAAAGAAAGUUGAAUCAAGUGAUAGCGAUAGCGAGGAUGAUUCCUCUGAUGAGGAUGAGGCUGCUCCAGCAAAGGCUGCUGUUGCUCAAACUAAGGAUGCUAAAAAGGAUAAAAUGGAUGUUGAUGAAGAUGAUAGUGAGGACGACAGUGAUAGUUCAGAUGAAGAAGAAAGUGAAGAUGAAAAAUCUGCUAAGACCACAAAGAAAAAUGAUACUGAUGUGAAAAUCGUAGAUGCCAAAGUUGGUUCAAACUCAGACAUGAAAGCUCCUAAAACGCCAGUCACUCCCAAGAUCCAAGCUACAGGAUCAAAGACACUGUUUGCUGGCAAUUUAUCUUUUCAAGUUGAAAGAGCAGAUAUAGAAAAUUUCUUCAAAGAUGUUGGUGAAAUUGUCGAUGUUCGCUUUGCUCUGGAUCAAGAACAGAGGUUCAAGGGUUUUGGACAUGUUGAAUUUGCCACGGCCGAAGAAGCGCAAGAGGCUCUCAAAUUGAAUGGAAAAAAUUUAAAUGGUCGGGACAUUAAGCUUGAUUUGGCUCGGGAAAGGGGUGAAAGGACCCCUUAUAGCGGCAAUGAGAACAACUCAUUCCAGAAAGGAGCAAGAAGCCAGGGUCAGAAAGUAUUUGUUAGGGGGUUUGAUACGAACCUCGGUGAGGAUGAGAUUAGGAACUCUCUUGGGGAGCAUUUCAAAGAUUGUGGAGAGAUUACAAGGAUAUCUAUCCCAACAGACUAUGAGACUGGUUCUAUCAAAGGGAUGGCUUAUUUGGAAUUCCAGGAUCCUAAGGGUGUUAGUAGUGCUCUAGAAUUCAAUGGCUGUGAAUUUGGAGACCAGUAUUUGACUGUUGAAGAGGCAAGACCACCAAGGACUGAGAGUGGUGGAAGAGGUGGCGGCAGAGGCGGCGGUGGUCGUUUUAGCGGCGGUGGUCGUUCUGGAGGUGGUGGUGGUCGUUUUGGAGGUGGUGGAGGUCGUUUUAGUGGCAGAGGGGGCGGUGACAGAGGCGGUUUCCGUGGCAGAGGAGGACGUGGACCUAAUAGGCCCAGUAUGACUGCUUCUGGGAAGAAAACCACUUUUAACGAUGAUGAGUGAAAGUAGAGGAGUCUUAAAUUGUUUCGAUGAAGCGAAUAUUAUGUUUUCAGUGGCUACAGGCUCAUAAGAUUUUGUUUGGCGUUGUUAUUUUUUUAAUUAGGAAGUAGUAUUAUUUAAGUAAUUUUCCAACUGCUUUACUAUCCUUGACUCUAUGUACUUUGCAUACAUAUACUUGAAGAAGUAUUUAGUGUGUAAUUUUAUUAUCUAGUUAUUUUAAAUUAUACUUCUCCAAA